Molecule: messenger RNA, 3140 nt
Organism: Stegastes partitus (bicolor damselfish)
Lineage: Eukaryota; Metazoa; Chordata; Actinopteri; Pomacentridae
Gene: ap5b1
Product: adaptor related protein complex 5 subunit beta 1
Exons: 3
Coding region: 118-2958 (946 amino acids)
Biological process (GO): endosomal transport
Cellular component (GO): AP-type membrane coat adaptor complex; lysosomal membrane
Source: RefSeq, a predicted model, not a curated record
GGUUGGAUGUCGGCGAGCGCAGCCUCGUUUCAUUUUAAAAUAAAAGUUUACCGGGGGCGACAAACUUUUUAAAGUGUUCUUGAGAUGAUACGUUUACACUGGUAGGGUUAAGGACCGAUGAUGGCGGCGAACUGGGCCGAGAGGAUCUCCGCUUUCUCCCGCAGUCCGUCUCGCUUCCUGUCCGGGACCACCGCGGAGGCUUUCCUGGCGGAGCUGCUCCGGGAGCUGCGGGACGACAGAGCCAGUUACAGCGUCAAGGUCCUCUUGUUGUCUCCGCUAUGUGAACACCCGGCUCUGCUGUGUCCUUCAGACUCCGUGGGGGAGGAGACGGCCCUGGAGCUCAUGUCAGUGUUCGUCCAGUGUCCUCCCAAGUUCGUCGCGUUUCGUUGCCACCUCCUCCUGGCCCUCACCUCCGUCCUCAUCUGUACUUCCUGUGUAAGCGGUCGCUCCCGUGGGAGCCAAGACUUUCUGGAUUUGCUCCUUGAGAUAGUCCAAGACACCAGCGACCUCCACAGUGAUGGUACCCUGCGUUCUGUCUGCGCCACAGCUUGCGACUGCCUGCGGGAGCUGGAGGCCUGCUGUCCCGGCCUUCUCUCCCAGCGCCUCGAGCUCUUGGCUGGCCGCCGGCAGCUGGAAUCAUCCAGGCUUCACCAACCCUUUGCAGCACUUCAUACGCUGGCGUUAAGAAACGCAGUGUAUCAGCUCACACAGGAAAAGGGAGCAGGCGCCGAGCAUCUCAAAGCUCUCCUGGGAGGGAUUACAUCAGUUGCGUGGGAAGCAGACCAAGACUCAGGCCUGAUGAAUAACAAGGACUCAGCUAUACUGGCUUCUCUCAUCCUGGGUCCCAUGGGUGUGGUGCCGACUCUACAGACCGGACCUGAUUGCAAGGAGUUGCGAUCGGUCCUCUCGUCCCUGCUGGAGGAGUCCUACCUUCUCACCCCUCUGUGUCAAGCUGCACUGUUACAUAGACUGACAGAGGUGGUUGCCAUGGUGCCUGGUAUCCCUCCGGCCAUAUUCAGAGCUCAACUGCUGCGAUUGCUGGGCACCAGCGAGGCUUGCCUCCUUCACUCCACUCUGCUGAUGAAGUGCGCCUUCACAGACAGCCUGUUUAGCGCCGAAGACGAAGCUUUUAUGCUCAAGCGGCUGGUGGUUCUCUCCCAGCACCCGCGUCUGAGUACGCACGAGAAGCUUUUCUACUUGGACUGUAUCCUGCACUUUCCGGAGAACCGGCCUAUCAGCUCAGGCGACGAGACCCUGCCGGUGCUGCUGACUCCUCGUCUGGCUUCGGCCCUGGCGCCCACCGUGUUCAACGACAGCGCCACCUUGCUGUCCCGAUUCAACUUGCUGUGUCUGGUCCACCUGGAGGAGGGGGAGGAGGCGGAGGAGGGCCAGGGCCUGGAAUACCUCCACGACCACCUCACCGCUCUGCUGCACAUUGUGGAGAACGGAGGCAGCAGGGAGAUCGUUGUCACCUUCUUCAGAGCUGCCUUCCUCUUCCUUUUUUACUUCAACCACGUGGAGCGCUAUUCGACCAGCCUGACCGAGCAGCUGUGUAAGCUCUACCUCCACCACACCAACCUGGCCCCCCACCUCAUCAACCUGGCCGACCAGACCCAAGACAGACUACCUGAGUCUGACUGGGCUGUGGGGCUUCUGACAGCUGUACAGAGGGUCAUCACCUCGAUCACCCAACUCAACCCAAAAGACCUGAAGUGGCACCUUAAGAUGCUGGUCCGAGUCGCAGAGGAAGGAGAAAUCCCCCAGACCAGCACCCUCAGCUUCCUGUCCAGAGUCAUCACGCCGUCGUUCUCCUCGCUGUGUGAGAGCGGCGACUGGCGUCAGGGAAACGGCUUGCUGGCGGUUUGUCGUCGCCUGCUCCUCCACCCCAGCUUGGAUUCACUGCUCAUCCCACUGGCCGACAUCCUGCAGCACCUCGCCAGGUGCUACAGAGACACAGACAUCCAGGACCACGCCCGUCUCUAUUACACCCUCCUCACCACGCUGUCCAGGGAGAAGCUGGCCGGAGUGAUGAAGCAGGGUGCAACCAACGGGGAGCGGCAGGUCAAGAAGCGAUCGCUGUCCUCCCUCAUGUCUGAGGGCGAAGGACUGACGAGCCUGCUAACCAUUCACCAGACUGAGAGAGCGAUAUUCAGGCUGACGGAAGCCCAAUCUGAGCCACGACAAGAAUCAAAAGAAGGCGACUUCGACGAGAAUAAGGUGGAAAAAUGCCCAGAUGAGGCAAAUGCAGCACUGGAAGCCUACAGAGCUCAGUUCAAUGACCCGAGCUUCGCCUCAGAGCUCACCUUAAAGUACCAGCUGGCUCACAUCGACAGUCACGACUCCCGCUUUGACCAGCUCUUCAGCAUCCGCCUCCACUUCAGCCUCACCGACGAUCACUACGAAAAGCUGCAAGACAUUAGUGUCCCAUGUCUCUUCAGAGAGAAGCCAUCACCCACAGUGAAGCUGAGACUGAAGCCCAGGCGGCCGUAUCCCACCACCCUCCACGCCAGCGCCAUCGUCACCACCCAGGACGGGCUGUCCUGGCACACCGCUGUGCCCGACGUCCACGUAGCGUUCGAGCAGACCUUCAUGCUGCUGCCUUCACCUCCAAGCUGGGGAGAAGGCGGCAGGCUGAGCGUGUUUGAAGGAUUGUGGGAGGAUAUCUGCUCUGAGAAUGGGGAAAGCGCCAUCAGUCUGUUCUGCUGCCAGCUGAAGGAGGCGGCUCUGAAUGCGCUGGUGGAGACGCACUUCCUCCCCUACCUGGUAUCAGACCCGUCCAACAAAGAAGAGUUUAAAUUGCUUCUUUUCCUCCCACCACAGUGCCACAUUCUGCUGAAGAUCAGCUCCAAGGAGGACGCCGUGCACUUCAGCAUCGCCACAGAUAACUGGCUGCUGCUUCCUCACAUAGGUUCCUACCUACUGACAAUCACAGCUUCAGAGGAAGACCCUCCCAGCUGACCACGAAGCAGCUCGCUGGCUCGUUUUUAAACUACCAAAAAAAAAAAAAAAGCUGACUUUUAACGUCCACAUUUUGUCCAUGUGAAAUUAAAUUACGAAGGACAGUUGAUUUAAAAUAAAAUAAUUGCACUUUAUUACUGGAAUUUUCUCUACCUGAAAUUAAACAAAUGUUUGAAAUUAAA